CUUUCUCCGUCACAUUCCGAACACUGAAAAAACUUUAUUAGUCUCCGCUCCGAGAACACUAUUAUCAGUAGACGUGUCAGCUGUGAGGGAGAGAGAGAGAGAGAGAGAGAGAGAGAGAGAGAGAGAGAGAGAAAAUUCACUUCACUUCACCGUUCAUCAUUUCUGUACACCAGGAUCGGAUUGUUGGAUCAGACACGCAAAGAUGUUAACCAAAUUCGAGACCAAAUCGGCUCGCGUCAAAGGCCUGAGUUUCCACCCAAAGCGUCCCUGGAUCCUGGCCAGUCUCCACAACGGCGUCAUCCAGCUGUGGGAUUACCGCAUGUGCACCCUCAUCGACAAGUUCGACGAGCAUGACGGUCCAGUAAGAGGAUCGACUUCCACAAGCAGCAGCCUCUGUUUGUCUCGGGUGGAGAUGAUUACAAAAUCAAGGUGUGGAACUAUAAGCUUCGUCGCUGUCUCUUCACUCUGCUUGGACAUCUGGACUACAUCCGCACCACCUUCUUUCACCAUUGUCCUGACAGGUCAUAACCACUAUGUGAUGUGUGCUCAGUUCCACCCGUCGGAGGACCUGGUGGUGUCGGCCAGUCUGGAUCAGACCGUGCGGGUGUGGGAUAUCUCUGGUUUGAGGAAGAAGAAUCUGUCUCCGGGUGCUGUGGAAACAGAAGUGCGUGGGAUCACCGGGGUGGACCUGUUCGAGCGCCGGACGCCGUGGUUAAACACGUCCUGGAGGGUCAUGAUCGAGGGGUGA
Silurus meridionalis is the source of this 748-nucleotide messenger RNA. RefSeq names its product coatomer subunit alpha-like. Bases 203 to 748 code for a protein of 181 amino acids. Gene Ontology annotation, molecular function: protein binding. The record is from RefSeq and is a predicted model, not a curated record. Gene Ontology annotation, biological process: intracellular protein transport; endoplasmic reticulum to Golgi vesicle-mediated transport; retrograde vesicle-mediated transport, Golgi to endoplasmic reticulum. The transcript has 7 exons. Lineage: Eukaryota; Metazoa; Chordata; Actinopteri; Siluriformes; Siluridae. Gene Ontology annotation, cellular component: COPI vesicle coat.